AGUGGUUGGACCCCCCGUUACUAGAAAAUCAAUACACGUUAACAACAACCGGAACGCGUAAAUUCCGUCAGUUUGACAGUUACGUUGAUAAUAACUAUGCGGAUGGAGUAUCCAGUGCGCAGGCGCGCUCCGGGCGCCCCCCUUAUCCUAUGUGGGGCCCCUGUAAACUUUCCGGAAUCGAAAUUCUCAGACAGUCCACGUUCGGGCGUCUCUGCAAGCAGUGUGUGCUAACGGUAUUUUAACCGCGCUGCAUGUGCGUUCCGUUUGCAUAUGGCUGUGUGUCCUGCCCGUGAGUGUGUGUGAGAGGAGAAGAUAAAAAAGGAAAAUAACAGGAAAACGGGAAAAAGUAACGGGAACGUCUGCCCCAAAACAGUUGCAAAACACACUCGAGUCGUUGGCGGUGCAACAAUUUUUCGGUUGAAAAGCUGUAAUUUGAUUGGAUCAGCCUGUUCGAAUAGCAGUACUUUCAACGGUAGCAUUUUCGAGGAGCUCCAAGAACAGGAGCAGCAGAGACGUGGGAGGCACUUUACAGCAACAUGUGUGUGGCUUAAAUCGGCGUUGAGCAGCUAUAGCUACAGUAAAAACCACAACUUGAGGAAAUAGUUGGUUGGCCUUCGCUUUUGGGCCAUAAAAUGCAUUUACACUUCGAGCGCAACAUCAACACAAAAUGCGACUGCACGAUACUCUCUUUGUCCUGGAUGGGAAAGGUGCCAGAUGAUAUACCCGAGGACGAGGGCUGGAAGCUGAACCGCACCAACUACUACCAGGAGGGAUGGCUGGCCACGGGCAAUGUGCGCGGCAUUGUGGGCGUGACCUUUACGACCUCGCAUUGCCGCAAGAACAUGGACUAUCCGCUGAGGACUAACUACAACCUGCGCGGACACAGAUCGGAUGUCAUCCUGGUCAAAUGGAACGAGCCGUACCAGAAACUGGCCUCCUGCGACAGCUCGGGCAUCAUCUUUGUGUGGAUCAAGUACGAGGGCCGCUGGUCCAUCGAGCUGAUCAACGACCGGAAUACGCCGGUCACGCACUUCUCCUGGUCGCACGAUGGUCGCAUGGCCUUGAUCUGCUACCAGGAUGGCUUCGUUCUGGUGGGAUCCGUGGCCGGCCAGCGGUAUUGGUCCUCCAUGCUCAACCUGGAGUCCACAAUCACCUGCGGCAUUUGGACGCCCGACGACCAGCAGGUGUACUUCGGCACCACCCAGGGCCAGGUGAUUGUGAUGGAUGUGCACGGAGCGAUGGUGUCGCAGGUGCAGCUGUCCAACGAUGUGCCCAUCACCUCGAUGGCCUGGUCCUGCGAGAAGUUCAAGAUGGAGGAGGGCGAGGAGGCGGAGCCCGGUGUAACCAAUGCGGCCAAACGCUCCUUUGUCCUGGCAGUCAGCUUCCAGAACGGAUACAUCUACUUGCUAAAGUCGUUCGACGACGUCUCACCCGCACAUAUCAACACAUGCCUUAACGGCGCCCUCGGCAUGGUCAUGGAGUGGAGCAACUCCCGCGAGCUGCUGGCCGUCGCCGGAACCCUUCGCACCGGACUGGAUGGCAGCAAGCCAGAGGACAUGGCCACGCCCAGCAGCUACACGAAUCUGGUCAAGUUCUAUACGGAGACGGGCACGUGCCUGUAUCAGGCACACAUUCCCUGCACCAGUGCCACCGUUUCGGCCAUCACCUGGGGCCACAACGACAAGCGGCUGUUCAUCGCCACGGGGACGCAGGUUCACAUCGCCUGGGUCUCCAGGCGGGUGGCCUCCCUGCAGCUCCUCUGCCGGCUGGAGAUCCAGGCGAGCGUCGGAUCCGAGUCGCUGCUGCCACUGCUGCCGUUGCCUUCUAGGAUUAAGUCUCUCAUUGGCAAUCUGUUUGCUCAAACGAUAAGAUGCUGUGUACCUGACCUAAAGUCGCUCCGUGAUUUUGUUUCGCGACCACCGCUCUGCUCCACCCGGCUGCACUGCACCAUGAUCCGGCACGACGACGACUCCAACCUGAGCUCCGGCACAUGCUACACGCUCUAUCUGGAGUACCUGGGCGGACUGGUACCACUGCUCAAGGGCAAACGCACCUCCAAGAUUCGUCCCGAGUUCGUUAUCUUCGAUCCCCAGGUUAAUGAUGCCCCCUUGUACUUUCAAUACUCCGCCGAGGCAAAGAGCUCGUCGGGCUCCAGCCAGUCCACCACCACGGGCAACAGUGGACGCACUGACUCCUCGGACAGUGACUACGAGGAGAGAUCUCGCUUUGGCUCGCCGCGAACUCCUCGCAAGAAGCGAGUGCGACCCAAGAGACGCCACCAAGCGGGCGAUCGGUUGAGUAGUUCCGGCGGCGGAGGAGCCAACGAUCCCGAUAGCCUGGAUGAACUGGCAUAUGUGGACACACUGCCGGAGCAGGAAGUCAAGCUGGUGGAGGUGACAUCCAACAUAUGGGGAACCAAGUUCAAGAUCCAUGGACUUGCCAAAACCGUCCCAGCCAACUUAGGCCAAGUAACUUAUAAGACGUCCCUACUGCAUUUGCAGCCGCGCCAAAUGACGCUGGUCAUCACCGAGCUGCGCGACGAUUUUCCACCUGGUCCCGAUCCCAGCUUCAAUCCGAACAUAUUCUCCGAGGACGAGGACGAGCAUCACCAGCACCACCAGGGCAAUCACCACGAUGCAGUGCCGCUGGUCAAUGUGAUCACCGCUCAGGAUGGGGCUUCCCUGAAGCCUCCGAUAAUACCGCAGCGUCGCCUCACCGAUGGCGCGUCUGCUCCCUUGAUAGCACCCAUGUCUCCACGUCCAAAUCGAAUCCUGGCACGGCACAAGAACUCCUUGACUGUGAAUGGCGUAGAAAGGGGGUCCGGCUCUUCGGCGGGUUUAAGUCCUCUGGCGCGAGCCGAGAGCUACGAUGAUGAUUCAUCCAAUGAAUCGCAGGAGGCGGGAGCUGCUGCCUGCCAGUCCACCACUGUCCUGCUGCACCAGGCUCCCUCGAAUGGUUCGUGUUCGGGGCCCAGCAGCAGUAAAACCAUUACACGGCCCAAGACCAUCAGCAGUUUUAAGAACAGCUACAGCCGCUCCAGCUCAAAUUCCAGCUGCCAGUCGCGUCAUGCCAUCUCGCCGUUGUACUGCGAUGGAGCAGUGCCCACGCUGCAGAGUCCCAAGAAUGCAGUGGCUCCCUCGGACAUCAUCUUCGAGCGUCCGGCUGUGCCCGCCGCUGGGCAGACCACCCUGAUGUCUUACUCGAGCAAUGCGGACUAUGCCAACAAUGUGGUCCAGGUGAAGAAUGCCCUGAUGUCGGAGCCAGUGCGCUCGGCCAACAGUCAUGUCAAUCCGGUGCCGCUGAAUCUCAACCUGAAUCUGGAGCGCAUGGAUGCGCGGGUAAAGUGCAUGGCACCCACCACAUCCUCCACGGCCAAGCGUCGUGAAAUGCUGUACAUCGAUGAGGAGACGCAGUCGCCAGCGCCCACGCCGUGCAGCAGCAGCAUGAAGCGCACUCCAACGGUGGUGUCGAUAGCUCCGGCCUUGCCCGACUCCAUCACACGCAGUUGCAGCGUGGGCUAUCUGGAUUCGGUGGCCAUCACGCCCUCCGACGAGGCACUGUCUGCCCUGCGCAAAGAUGCCCCCAACAAGCGCCUGAUACUGGUGGACAAGCGCAGGAACCGCAGGAAACGGCAGCAGCAGGAGGAUGCGCGGCGGCACAAACUGCAGCAGACUGGGAAAUCCAAGAGUCUGGACUCCUGUGACCUGCUGUCCUUGCAGACAAAGCUGUCCAGCAAGGAGCACGAACAGGUGGUGCGCAAGCUGCAGGAGAUCUCCGACAGCAGCGCCUGCAGCAGUGCGGCCAACACACUGUGCUUCAAGUGCCGCAACAACAUGAAUCCCAGCAGUGCCUGCAAGCGAUGCCAGCCCUCGGCGGUUCCCGUUCUGGAUGAGAUUACGUCUGUAGUAGCCACGUCCACGGUGGAUCCGGCCAAGGAGUCUCCGGUGGCCAGCGUGCAGGCCAAGCCAGUGCCCAAGAAACGCUUCGAUGUCAUUACCAGCUUCACGGACUCGCCACUCUUUACGAGAAAGCAUCGCUUUGGAAUCGGACGCAGCAAGGAGACGGCUGGCACCGAAAACUCCACUCCGCUGCUGGGGAGGAAGCAGGACAAUGGAUUUAGCUUUGUAAAGCAGCUGUCCGAGGUUCGCUGGAGGCGCAAAGAACAGCCAACCCAGUCGCAAGUGAACGGCUCCAGUAACGCCAGCACUUUGGAGAGGCAACAGCAGCCAGAGAUUACGGGAGCAGCUUGUGGCACUGUGGAGGCCACACCAGUGGAGGCCAAGGCAUCAGUUUCUCUGCACACUCAGGCCCUUACCACCUUGGAGAACAUAAUAAGCCGUCUUCGUGACCUCGACGAGGGUCGCCUGACGCCUCCAUCCACCCCACAGCGACUGCCACGUAGUUCUCCAGCGUCGCCGGCUGCCAGCAAAAAGAACAAGCGGCAGCAGAGCAACUCCCCCAUUCGCCACAUUUUGAAUUCACCGCUUUUGAACCGCCGUCAGCGCAAGAAGCAGAGUAUAAUCGAGAGCUCUGAUGAUGAGGGCAACCAGACCAAUGGCUCUGGCGAGGAGAGCAACAACGCCGGCAACAGCAAGCAGUAUCGCGACCUGGAGACCUUCCAAAAGGCCCAACUGCGUCAAAAGCUGAAGCGUGGCAAAAUCGAACCAAAUGGCAGUGCCAGCUGCGCCAAUCCGGCGCCAGUGCGCCGUGAGUUUGUGAUGCACAAUAAGGCGCCCAUGUGGAAUGAGAUGAGCCAGGUGUACCAGCUGGACUUUGGUGGUCGCGUUACUCAAGAGUCGGCCAAGAACUUUCAAAUCGAGUUUCGAGGCAAGCAGGUUAUGCAAUUCGGACGCAUUGAUGGCAACGCUUACACAUUGGAUUUCCAGUAUCCUUUCUCCGCCCUCCAGGCCUUUGCCGUGGCCCUGGCCAAUGUGACCCAGCGACUUAAGUAAUCGGGGAUCGAGGGAUCAGAUUUCGUGUCGCAUCGCAUCUUCGACGUGCAUGGCUCCUCAAAAAUGUCGCCAGCUGAAUGCAGCAAUUGCUUUUUUGGCCUACGCUAUAUAUAUUUUUUAUACCAGAUACGGUGGG
Molecule: messenger RNA, 5088 nt
Organism: Drosophila elegans
Lineage: Eukaryota; Metazoa; Arthropoda; Insecta; Diptera; Drosophilidae
Gene: Tusp
Product: tubby-related protein 4
Exons: 11
Coding region: 633-4952 (1439 amino acids)
Biological process (GO): intracellular signal transduction
Molecular function (GO): protein binding
Source: RefSeq, a predicted model, not a curated record